AACAAAAAAUACCGCAUGAAAGAGCUGUGAAAGUGUUGCUGCUAUUGCUUGUGUUUCUUACUGCCUUGCAUGAUAAUUUUUGAAAAAAUUACUGCGUGCGCGCCAAAUUAUACAAUCAGCUGAUUACCAGUCUGGCAACUCCAUAUUACUUGUCAGCAGUGAUGCAAAUUGCUGAAUAGCUAUCGAUAUUACUAUCGAUGCGAGUACUGGUAUCGAAAGAAACGCUCACGAGCCCCACGAAAGAAGCAAAGCAGAGAAAAAACAAAAAUCCCAAUUCAAUUGUGAAAAAAUUUUACGCUCACGCUUAACUCGAUGCUUUUGAGAUAGAAAACAAUAGUAAGCAGUGCGCCAGAUCGAAGUGAGACUUAAAGAACCUAGUUUAGUGCAAUCGAUCUAAAUCCUCGACGUUUACCUUUACCACUGUUGCCGCACCCCUCCCUCCAAUCAAAUAUAAUUUUGACGCACACCACAACGUACAAUAACACUUGCACACGAUUCUUUUCGCUUUUGCGAAAUCUAAGACGAAGGCCAACGCCAGCCGAUUAACCAAGCAGUCGAGCAAGCAACCAAAACACAACCCACAAAACACGACAACAACGACAACCAUUAAAAUAAUAACAACAACAAAAAUAACAAAUGCGUGCGACGCUCAAAAGUUGAUGUAGAUUAAGUGAAUCGCAAGCAACAGCAAACGCAUUUUGCAAAGUCACGCCGCGUCAGCUAUAGUUACAGCUUUGCCAUGUCCAUCCGGACGCAGGUGCUCGGCCUGGUGGACGUCAUGAUGCGUGUGCCGCCCAUCAUGGUCAUCGAUGAGAUACUCAAAAUUGGCAUGGGCGUCCCCAGCCAGCUCAGUUCGGGUAAAGGUUACACCAUGGAGACAACAACCUCAACAACAAAAGCUGCGCCGCAAGAAGCCAGCAACAGCACAGACACCUUAGCCAACAUCAAAGCAUUCUUUGGUAUGGGCAGCGAAGAUUCAGCCACCAGCUCUAUCGGCAACCGCAGUCAAGAUAUACUGGAACACACCAUAGAAAAUGCAUCCAAAUCAGCGCAAGCCGGCGGAAUGCUCAGCAGCAAUUUCAACAGCCUAAUGGACGAGCUGGCCAACGAUAGCAUGCUAGGCAAUAUACUUAAUAUAACGACGGUGAAGUUCGUCGUCUGUUUACUAGGUUUCUUAUGCGCCGCUUGCAUUUUCAUGUUAUGGACGCGGCAUUUAGUGAUGGUGUACAUGUUUCUUACCUCGCUGGGACUCACAUUUCUCUCCUACUGGUCCAAUGUGAGCGCACUAGAGCUAAUGGAGCAAAGUCCGAGCAUACUGGAAGAUUUAUUGUCCUUGAAUACGACCAGACUGCUGGAUUCGGGCGGAAUCGUCAUGGCGCUAGCGCCACAUAUCAUCGCCCAAUGGUUCAUGGGCAUGCUCUUUGCCUAUAUACAUUUAGGCCCUCGUUAUGCGCUGCUCCAACGGUCCAUGCCUAUCAUUUUUACUAGUCCAAUUCUGCUUGCCAUGUUGCCUCUUUCAUCGAGCAUAGUGGACAAACUGCCCGUGAUCGCGGGUCUCACGCCCAUCAUACUGACUAAAAUCACGCUUAUGCUGAGUGCCAUGGACGCUAGCAGAACGGUUUACAAUGGUUACCAAUAUGCCGUGAAUUUCGUAUCCAACUUUGGACUUUCGGCUCUCAUUGAGAACGAGUGGCAGCGUCUAAAUGUGCCCAACGUCUUGCGUCUGUUUUGGAUCAUUAGAAUUAUGCAGGGCGGCUAUGCCUUGCUGACUGUCGAAUCGGAUGUGCCUUUGCAGCUGUUUCCGGCCAUCGAGAAGCUGCUCGUUGAUGGUUGUGAAACUUUGACCGCUGUGCUGGGCAUGACUGGUGUCAUCUCGAUGAUAUGCCACUAUAUAGGACGCGGCUUUCAGUGGUAUCUGCUGACCUAUGACAAUGACGAAGAGAAGUCGCUGGGCACAGUUUCGGCGGUGCUGUUUUACAUAUUAGCACUACAAACUGGCCUCACAUCAUUGGCGCCCGAUAGGCGUUUUGUGCGCUUAUGUCGCAAUCUAUGCCUUCUGGUCACAGCGCUACUGCACUUCCUUCACAACAUUGUUUCACCCAUAUUGAUGUCGUUGAGCGCGGCGCGGAAUCCUUCACGUAAGCGUCACGUGCGCGCUUUAUCUGUUUGCGCCUUUCUCAUAUUAAUGCCAGUCGGGCUGCUUUACUACUUGUGGGCGCAGCAUUCGCCCUCUACUUGGCUGCUGGCGGUGACUGCCUUCUCCGUGGAGGUCAUUAUCAAGGUGCUCGUUUCGCUGGCCACAUAUACGCUCUUUUUACUAGACGCCCGUCGCCAGUUCUUUUGGGAAAAACUAGAUGACUAUCUAUACUAUGUGCGUGCCUUCGGCAAUGCCGUAGAGUUCUGUUUUGGCAUCUUGCUAUUUGUUAAUGGUGCCUGGAUCUUGGUCUUUGAAUCGGCCCAAAAUGCUACAGGCGGCGCCAUUAGGGCGAUCAUGAUGUGCAUUCAUGCCUACUUCAAUAUCUGGUGCGAGGCACGCGCUGGCUGGUCGGUGUUCAUGAAGAGGCGCUCUGCGGUCCACAAGAUAUCAGCAUUGCCGGAAGCGACUCCUGCUCAGCUGCAGGCCUUUGAUGAUGUAUGCGCCAUCUGUUAUCAGGAAAUGUACUCGGCUAAGAUAACGCGAUGCCGUCACUUUUUCCAUGGAGUUUGCCUGCGCAAGUGGCUCUAUGUACAGGAUCGCUGUCCGCUGUGUCACGAAAUAAUGAUGUACACUGACAAAGCUGAGGAGAACGCACAAGAUGCCGAUCCAGCAGCUCCAGCUCAAGCUGAACAGCCUAUUCGUAUAUAUCCAAGAGAAGACGCAAACAAUGCUGGAGUGCCGCGCCGCUCACCCGAACGCGGUGCAGAAGCAGCUCCAGAAGAGGGCGUAGCACCGGUCAAUGCUGCCGCUGCCUUGGCCAAUAUUGAUAAUGCUAUAGCCAAUUUGGCGAGCGAGGCGGCCGCAAUUGCAGCAGAGACCCGAGCCGCUGUAGCCAGCAGUGCAAGCAGUAGCAGCAGCAACAGUAAUGCGAGCUAUAUCACAGCGUCGGCUCAACCGCCUCCAUCGACGGCAAAUUCGGCGGCCGCUGUUGCUACCGCUGCGGCCAGCAAUACGACGCACAUAUUUCGGUUGUCACAGGAACAGCAAUGAAUUGUACCGCUAUAUUUAAUCUUAAUCAAACCAGAUGUAAACUGUUCUAUGUGUUAGUGUACUUAUGUAAAAAUGCGAAACUCCUAAGCAAAAUUA
Messenger RNA from Drosophila virilis, 3283 nucleotides. RefSeq names its product TRC8 ring finger protein (gene Trc8). Gene Ontology annotation, cellular component: endoplasmic reticulum; endomembrane system. Lineage: Eukaryota; Metazoa; Arthropoda; Insecta; Diptera; Drosophilidae. Gene Ontology annotation, biological process: ERAD pathway. The record is from RefSeq and is a predicted model, not a curated record.